AUGGAAGAACAAAAGAAUCCAAUUGCCUUUCAAUGCGUGUCCUGUAAUACAAUAAUUUCAGAUUCUUUCUUUCUAUUGGAGAGAGUAGAAGAAUCUCUUUUAUUCACAGAAGUCCCAAAUACAAUCAUUGACACGUCAGUUACUUCAAUAGAAAUAGAAGGUGUCUCUUGUUCAUACUCUAGUAUAAGGUGCAUCUGCAAUAAAGAAAUAGGCAGAAAGUACAUUACAGUUAAUGAAUCAUUAAAUAACUGCUUAAAUAACUAUCUAAUAAAGAUAAAAGAGAUAAGAGGAUAUCAAUUAGGCGUAAAGAAGCAACAGAAAGAUGCAAAUAUAAUGACAAAUAAAGAGAUAAACACAGAAAUAAUAAAACUACAAAGGUUCUGUACAUUCCUAUACGGCAAACUAAAAGAAAUAAGGCAGUAG
Molecule: messenger RNA, 423 nt
Organism: Nematocida ausubeli
Lineage: Eukaryota; Fungi; Microsporidia
Exons: 1
Coding region: 1-423 (140 amino acids)
Source: RefSeq, a predicted model, not a curated record